AUGAUGCGUAAGGACGGCGGCGGCGGCGGCGCCGAGUUCGCUCUGGACGGCGCGGAGUGUAUGAGCCUGCAGCAGAUCCUCCAGGCUUUCAAUUCUACUAUAAGCGAGGAGCACGCGUGGGCGCUGUUCCACCAGGCCGCGCGAUGUUUCCACAAAUGCCUGGCGGAAGGCGCUCCCCUGUACUUGGCCACAGAACCGAGGCAUGUGCUGCUGCAUCGGGAUGGCAGCGUGCACCCCAACACCCUGCUACGACCGGGAGAUGACAGCUGUAGAGAAGAGGUUACAUCAGAACAGCAGUUGGUGGUGAAUCUGGCGUUGGUGAUCUACCGCGCGUUGGACUACCAGCACGCGGAGGAUGAGGAGCGGCUAAUUUCGCCAGAUCUCGAGAGCCUCAUCACUGAGAUGACCGCCUGCGAUGACGUCGAUGAGGAUGAAGAGUGCGGGGUCCUGUCGGAGGUGUCGGAGGGUGGUCGCGCGGACACUGACGACGAGGGUAUCGAGCGUGACGCGGAGCCCGCGCCACGCCGCCGGCGCUCCCGGCGGAGGUUCAUGCUGCGUGAUGUUAUUGAGCGGUGCGUAUGGCACUGCGGCGGCGGUGGUCGCAACGUGCGCGAGGCGGCGGCGGCCCACUACCGGGCGGUGUGCCGCGCCCUGGUCGCGGAGGCGCUGGAGCUGGCCUCGUUCCUGGCGAGGGUGCGGGUCGGAGGCGCGCGGGACCUGGGCGCCGCUGAGGACUCCGCGACGCACCUCGAUACCCUGCACUUCUCCGACUGGGCACGUUUCUGGAUGCAAGUGAUCGGAGAGCUGAGGAUGGGAGUGAAAUUAAAGAAAGUGAACUACUCCAGGACCCCCAUAGAAUAUGAGUUAACCCCGUAUGAAAUAUUAAUGGAUGACAUAAGAUCUAGAAGAUAUACGUUAAGGAAAGUUGACGGGGCAAUACCUCAAAGUGUGAAAAAGGACGCUCACGCGAUGAUUCUCGAAUUUAUUAGAAGUAGACCUCCACUCAAAAAGGCGUCGGAGCGCAAGUUGCCGCCGCCGCGACGGGAGACCACCCCUCGGGAACAGCUAAUGGCUUCCAUACAAGUCGGCAGACAGCUUAGGCCGACGCCCUACUCUAGGAGAUUAUCGACAAGUGGGUCGGGCAGCGGACCGGGCGGUGGUGGGGCGGACGCGCGGCGCGGGGGGGACAUCACGCCGCACGCGCAACCUCAGCGACGGCUCAUCAAAGUAGACUUUGACAACUUGGAGGACGACGAAGACGACGAUGACACAGAGACCUGCGCCAGCCCCGAGGUGUGCGCGCCUCAACCGUUCCCGAGGCACACGGCGCCUCAACAGACCCCCAAACCUUGGAAGAGAACUGCGUAUGACUUGGCGACACAGUGCCCGUCGCGGCGGGCGUCCAUGCGGCGGCACACGGUCACGCACGCCGCCUGCGCACCCACCGACGGCGCUCAUUCGUUACCACACUCAAGGCCAGGAUCGCGCGCGUCGUGCGCAGGCGCAGCGUCGCUGGCGAGCAGCGAGGCGGACGCGCAGCUGGCGGAGCUGUCGUGGUCGCGCUCCUCGCUGCAGGACGAACUCAUCAAGUCGGUUAGUGGCAGCCCUACACAUCACGCGCAUAAACAAUGGCAGGAAGCGAUAAUGUCAGAGGACCGGUUGUCGCUAACACUAGAGGAGAUCGUCCAUAUUAGGUCGGUGCUCACCAAGGCUGAGCUGGAGGUUUUACCUGUCGAAGGCAGAGUCAAGGAGGACGUUGAGAAGAGGAGGGUAUGCUUCCUAUGUUUAAAGACAAGAUUUGGCAUUUUUGGUCCCUGGGGACAGAAAUGUAAACUAUGUAAAAAGACUGUUUGUCAGAAGUGUUGUUCAAAGAUGCGUAUACCGACGGAGCACUUCGCGCACGUGCCGGUGGUGCUGCUGAGCCCGUCGCUGCUGCCGUCGCCGGAGGACGAGGCCGCCUCCUUCCCGCGCACGCUCAUGGCGCGACUGGUCUCCGCGCCGCACGACAGCACGGCGGAGAACAGCGUGGGCAGCGCGCCCAGCAGCCCCGCGUGCGCGCGGCGGGCGGGGGCGGGGGCGGGCGCGGGGGCGGGGGGCGGCGCGGGGGGCGCGGCGCACAGCGCGCCGGGCUCGCGCGCGCCCUCCCGCGGCGGCUCCGCGCUCGGCUUCAGCGUGUACAGCGACGGCCCGGGCAGCAUGCCGCUGCAUCUGCCGCACGCCGACAGAGAGGCGCGGCGGAGCGGCUGCGCGGCGUGCAGAUGGCGGUGUGCCUGGACUGCAAGGCGAUGGUGCUGCAGAUCAUCAAGUCCUCGCGCGCCGCGCGCUCCGCCACGCGCGACCGCGCCCUCAAGCACCUCACGCUCGACCUCGCGCCCGUCUACUCCGCCGACUGCUAG
Diatraea saccharalis (sugarcane borer) is the source of this 2396-nucleotide messenger RNA. NCBI's taxonomy places the organism in Eukaryota, Metazoa, Arthropoda, Insecta, Lepidoptera, Crambidae. The record is from the annotation of a GenBank genome assembly.